Pollicipes pollicipes is the source of this 2785-nucleotide messenger RNA. RefSeq names its product general transcription and DNA repair factor IIH helicase subunit XPD-like. Gene Ontology annotation, biological process: nucleotide-excision repair; transcription by RNA polymerase II; positive regulation of mitotic recombination. Gene Ontology annotation, cellular component: nucleus. Gene Ontology annotation, molecular function: DNA helicase activity; hydrolase activity, acting on acid anhydrides, in phosphorus-containing anhydrides; damaged DNA binding. NCBI's taxonomy places the organism in Eukaryota, Metazoa, Arthropoda, Thecostraca, Pollicipedomorpha, Pollicipedidae. The record is from RefSeq and is a predicted model, not a curated record.
UGGAGGUUGUUUGGUGUGCAGGGGUGCUGCGGUGAAUGGGGAAUGCAAGUGAAGUGAAAGUGUUGUGCGAUCAAGACCAUUAUUUUUCAAUUUGCAUUGAAAAACAAAAGAAUAGCAGCAGUUUUAAUGUUUUUGUUGUCAUGUGUUAGAAGUUAAAGCAAAGCAGUAUCACACACCAGCACCCAAGUAAAUUCAACAUGAGGCUGAAUGUGGAUGGCCUUCUGGUCUAUUUUCCUUAUGACUACAUCUACCCAGAACAGUUCUCAUACAUGUUGGAGCUCAAGAAGGGUUUGGAUGCCAAGGGUCACCUUGUCCUGGAGAUGCCAUCUGGCACAGGGAAGACCAUCUCCCUGCUCUCCCUCAUCGUGUCCUACAUGCUGGAGAAACCACUGGACAUCACAAAGCUCAUCUACUGCUCUCGAACUGUGCCGGAAAUUGAAAAGGUGCUGGAGGAGCUGGCCAAGCUGAACCGCUUCAUCGAGAAACAGUCUGGCCAGAAGAGCAAGCUGGUCGGCUUGGCCAUCAGCUCGCGCAAGAAUCUGUGCAUUCACGAGGAGGUGAGCCAGGAACGCGAGGGCAAGGUGGUGGACAGCCGCUACGCGUUGACGGCUGGCUACGUGCGCGCGCGCGCCGCUGGCCGCCGCCGCCGCUGGUCCGGCGCCGGCGGCGACGAGGCGGACGAGGACGGCCGCGCGCCGCCGCCCACCUGCCAGUGGUUCGAGCAGCUGGAGCAGGACGGCCGCGAUGUCGCGCUGCCGGCCGGCAUCUACAGCCUGCAGGACCUCAAGCAGUACGGCCGCACGCGCGGGUGGUGCCCCUACUUCGUGGCGCGCCGCGCGAUCCAGCAGGCCAACAUCAUCGUGUACAGCUACCACUACCUGCUGGAUCCGAAGAUUGCCGAGGUGGUGUCCAAGGAGAUCGUGAAGUCAAGUGUCGUCGUGUUCGACGAAGCUCAUAACAUAGACAACGUGUGCAUCGACAGCAUGAGCGUCCACAUCAACAAGCGAAUGCUGGAGCGCUGCUCCAACAACAUCGGCUCUCUCGAGAAGAAGAUCGCCCAGAUCAAGGAGACGGACGCCAACCGACUGCAGGAGGAGUACCAGCGCAUGGUGGAGGGUCUGCGGGACGCCCAGAUGAAGCGGCAGACAGAUCAGCUCUUGGCCAACCCGGUGCUGCCCGACCAGGUGCUGGAGGAGGCCGUACCGGGGAACAUCAGGACCGCGGAGCACUUCAUCAACUUCAUGAAGCGCCUGGUGGAGUACCUGAAGAUGCGGCUGCGAGUGCAGCAUGUGGUCCAGGAGUCGCCGGCUGGCUUUCUCAAGGACAUCUUCAACAAAAUUUGCCUGGAUCGGAAGCCGCUGCGGUUCUGCGCGGAGCGGCUGACCUCGAUGAUCCGGACGCUGGAGCUGACGGACAUGGCCGACCUGUCGCCGCUCGUGCUCGUCUCGCACUUCGCCACGCUGGUCAGCACCUACACACGUGGCUUCACCAUCAUCGUUGAGCCGUCGGACGACAAGACGCCCAACGUCUACAACCCCAUCCUCUACUUUCGGUGCCUGGACUCGUCGCUGGCCAUCAAGCCGGUGUUCGACCGGUACCAGUCGGUGGUGAUCACGUCCGGCACGCUCUCGCCGCUCGACAUGUACCCCAAGAUCCUCGACUUCCACCCGGUCAUCGUCACCAGCUUCACCAUGACGCUGGCGCGGCCCUGCAUCCUGCCCAUGAUCGUGACAAAGGGCAACGAUCAGGUGGCGAUCUCUUCCAAGUUCGAAUCUCGCGAGGACCCUGCCGUGAUUCGCAACUACGGCAACCUGCUGGUGGACAUGGUGACCGUGGUGCCGGACGGCGUCGUCUGCUUCUUCACCUCCUACAUGUACAUGGAGAACGUGGUCUCCAGCUGGUACGACCAGGGCAUCAUCACGCAGCUGCAGAAGCACAAGCUGCUCUUCAUUGAGACGCAGGACGCGGCCGAGACCAGCCUGGCGCUGCUCAACUUCAUCAAGGCGUGCGAGAACGGCCGGGCCGUGCUGCUGUCGGUGGCGCGGGGCAAGGUCAGCGAGGGCGUCGACUUUGACCACCACCUCGGUCGCUGCGUGCUCAUGUUCGGCAUCCCCUACAUGUACACGCAGUCGCGCAUCCUCAAGGCGCGGCUCGAGUACCUACGCGACACGUUCCAGAUCCGCGAGAACGACUUCUUGACGUUCGACGCCAUCCGCCACGCCUCACAGUGUGUGGGCCGGGCGAUGCGAGGCAAGACCGACUACGGCAUCAUGGUCUUCGCCGACAAGCGCUUCCAGCGGUCGGACAAGCGGACCAAGUUGCCGCUCUGGAUCCAGGAGCACCUGAAGGACUCAAUGUGCAACCUCAGCACCGAGGAGGGCGUCCAGAUCUCCAAGCGGUGGCUGCGGCGCAUGGCGCAGCCGUUCAGCCGCGAGGACCAGCUGGGCAUCUCGCUGCUGACCCUGGAGCAGCUGCAGAGCCAGGAGAUGCAGGAGAAGAUGCGGGAGCGCGUCACACACCGCGUGUAGGCGCGGGCCGGCAGCGCACGCGGCCAGCCCUCGCGACCGCAGCGCACCGUGGCGCCGGGCAGCUGGCGAGCGGCGUGAGGGACGCCCACAGCCCGGCCCUACGGCUGAGAGCGCUGUGAUGGACGCGUUUCGACUCGGGACCCGGCAGGAGGGGGUCGGUAGCGAAGCACGUGGUCGGUACUUGCACGCUGCUUCAGGCGUUUCAGUUGGGAACGCGCAGUUUAUGCGGUGAUCAUUUGGCAAGGGCGUCGGCGGAU